CACCUCUUUCCCUCCCUGGGGGCCCUUUCCCUGGUCUUGGGUUGGGCUCCCUUCCUUCCUGGAGGAGGGGCCAGCACAAAAGUAGGAGCAGCAGGAGCAGCAGCAGCAGCUAAGAGACCCUUGGAGAAGUCUUCUCCUCCUCCUCCGCCAUCAUGUCAAGCAGUGGCCAAACUGGGGCAGCUGCCUCCUCCUCCUCGCUGUCCGGCUCCAACCGCCGGCUCCAGCAGACCCAGAACCAGGUGGACGAAGUGGUGGACAUCAUGAGGGUCAACGUGGACAAGGUCUUGGAGCGCGACCAGAAGCUCACGGAGCUGGACGACCGGGCCGAUGCCUUGCAAGCAGGAGCCUCCCAGUUUGAGACAAAUGCCGCCAAGCUGAAGAGGAAGUACUGGUGGAAGAACUGCAAGAUGUGGGCCAUAUUGAUAGCCGUGGUGGUUGUCCUCUUAAUCAUCAUCAUUGUUUGGAGCGUGUCCUCGUGAGCUGCCGGGAGCCAAAGAAGACCCCUCUGCAAGAAACUUCAGUAACCUGCUGCACUGUCACACUUUUCCUACGGUGCCCAAAUCAAACCUUAAUUCGGAAAGAUGCACCUACUCUUUUGUCGUUCUUCAGCAGCAUGCCUUUAAUGCUGAAACGUGUAAAAUAAAUGCUAAUUUGGUGGGUUCAGGCUGCCAAGGGGAGCUGUGUGAGUCGGGGAGGAAAGGGCAAGAGGGGCUUGGCAUUUAUUUCACUGUAAUAAACAGCAUAAUACUGAAUAUAUUAUUAUUAUUAUUAUUAUUAUUAUUAUUAUUGAAUGGUAAACUAGUUCUUAUUCCUUCUUGGAUGAGGGGACUCUCUCACAUGCAAAUGUGCCAAACAUUGCCUUGAUUAAACAGCGUAAUACUUAAUAAUAAUAAUUAAUAAUAAUAAUAAUAUUGAAUGGCAAACUAGUUUUUAUUCGUGCCUUCUUGGAUGAGGGGACCCUCUCACACGCAAAUGUGCCAAACGUUGCCCUGAUUGAACAGUAUUUUAAAAUAUAAUAAUAAUAAUAAUAAUAAUAAUAAAUCAUUAUAUUAUUAUUAUUAUUAUUGAAUGGCAAACUAAUUUUUAUUCAUGCCUUCUUGGAUGAGGGGACCCUCUCACACGCAAAUGUGCCAAACGUUGCCUUGAUUAAACAGUAUUUCUAAAUAUAAUAGUAAUAAUAGAUCAUUAUAUUAUUAUUAUUGAAUGGCAAACCCACUUUCACUUGGUGCCUUCUUGGAUGAGGGAACCAUCUCAAAUGCAAAUGUGCCAAAUGUUGCCUUGAUUAAAUAGUGCAAUGCUAAAUAUAAUUUAAAAACAAUUAUUAUAUUUAUAUUAUGAUUGAUUGAAUAGCACAUCUUGCCAAUCUCACACAGCUUUUCCCAUUCUGAUGGGAUGGUGUCACACUUAAAAGUCACCGCCCAAGAGACCUUCUUGUUUGUUUCGGACACAAUCUUUCAAACUUGGUGCCUUACUGCUUGGUCCUGAACAAAACACCGGAAAGUAUUCUUAAUUAUUAUUAUUAUUGAAAUUCUGGAUGCAUUUAAUGAAAGCUGCCUCCGGGUAGAGCCAAAGUUGCAGUACUUUUUCACGUACCACCAGGAAGAUGGAAAAUGGCACCCUAAAAGUAGUAUUUAAGAAUUAAAUCCAUGGUCUUUGGAGCUUUUCUGUGUUCGGGGAUGCGGCUUAAAAAUAAUAAUACCGGAUUUGUGGUUUUGAGGUGUUAGAAGACACGUGAGGUCUUGCUUUUCCUUCCCGCCAAUUAACCCACCAAUUGUACUGCAAUUAAAAGUACUAAACUGCCUAAAUUCUGAGCUUAAUGGAACUUGUGGAGUUUUGGUUUUGAGAUAUUUUUAACUAACACUUAACUGAUGGCUUCUCCAGGGAAAAGGGAGGCCUUCGCUGUUAACAGUUGAAUAAAAGUGGAUUUGUAGUCA
Anolis carolinensis (green anole) is the source of this 1934-nucleotide messenger RNA. RefSeq names its product vesicle associated membrane protein 3 (gene vamp3). The record is from RefSeq and is a predicted model, not a curated record. Gene Ontology annotation, biological process: vesicle fusion; SNARE complex assembly; vesicle-mediated transport. Lineage: Eukaryota; Metazoa; Chordata; Lepidosauria; Squamata; Anolidae. Gene Ontology annotation, cellular component: SNARE complex; plasma membrane. The transcript has 5 exons. Bases 153 to 479 code for a protein of 108 amino acids. Gene Ontology annotation, molecular function: SNAP receptor activity; syntaxin-1 binding.